Messenger RNA from Neocloeon triangulifer, 1164 nucleotides. RefSeq names its product C-type lectin domain family 4 member F-like. The record is from RefSeq and is a predicted model, not a curated record. Gene Ontology annotation, biological process: biological process involved in interspecies interaction between organisms. Gene Ontology annotation, cellular component: external side of plasma membrane. Bases 83 to 1048 code for a protein of 321 amino acids. Lineage: Eukaryota; Metazoa; Arthropoda; Insecta; Ephemeroptera; Baetidae. Gene Ontology annotation, molecular function: carbohydrate binding. The transcript is spliced from 10 exons.
AUAGCUCACUGAACAAAGAUUAAAGCUCGGUCAAUGCCAAAUUAACAAUAAGAUCAACAAGAGCACUUGGGGCAACAGCAUCAUGGGUGCCGCAUCCACUGAUUAUGUUGCCCUGUUUUUCGUCUACACUUUGGCACUUUUUGCGCUUUCAGAGGGUACAGGAAAUAACUGUAGCUCAUGCAAAGAGCAGGACUGUUUGCAGCUGGAAGCAGCCCUGAAGAAAAGUGAAUUCCUCAUUACGGAAAUCAAAGAUAUCAUGCUAGAGAAAGAGGCCGAAAAUAGGCUUGUCAGGAAGCAAAUUGUGGACUCCAAAACCGUUAAUGCCAAGGCCAUAGAAAAACUUGCAAAACGAUUGGAACUUGUAGAGGGGAGUUCAAAAACUUUGGCAAAUGGUGUAAAUGCACUCAACUCAAGAUCUGAUAAAUUCAGCGAGGAACUUAAAACUGUAGCCAAGGACUUGAACUCUACUUGUCAACCAAAAUUGGAAAAAGAGGUUCAGGAAUGUGAUUUAUUGGCAGAAGAACUGGCAAAUGCAAAAUCUAGCUUUGAUUUGGAGCUGAACAAGACAAAGAGCCUCUAUGAACCGAAAUAUAUGAAAUAUGACAAGCUAAAAUUAAAAUUAGAUACAUUAUUGAAAAAUCCCAAAAAUAGCAUAAAUUUCGCAAAUGGAAGAUGGUACCAUUAUGAGGAAACCAAGCUGUCGUGGAAUGAUGCUAAAUCAUUUUGCGAGGACCGCGACAUGAUUUUGCCCAACACAAAAACUUUUGGCGACUCUGUGGUAGUUUGGGGCAAAGCCGGCAUCAUGAAUCUCUACGAAGUGUGGAUCCAUGGUACGGACGCAGGUCGUCCUAAGGGAGAAUACGCAUGGAGCGAUGGUACAGUUGUGCAGGAUUUGAGCCAAGGCAGAUGGCACUAUGGGGAACCCUUGUACAAUUAUGCGGAUGAUGCGCCUCAAUGCAUGUGUUUGUACCUCAGCAGAUUUUAUGCGAGACCUUGUACCAUGAAACUGUCUUUUGUCUGUGAAAUGCCACCUGAAACAAAAGAAUAAUUUACUCUGCUGAUUUGCCUCUUAAUUGGUCUUUAAAUAAGUGCAUCUGUAACCACUUUUCCUGCUUUUAUAAUUUCUUAUCAAGUAUCGAAAAUAAAAUUUUAUUAUUCUCAACA